AUGGCGCCUGUCGAUCGCGUAGACCACAAUGUCCUUGAGCAACAGCUCAAGGACAUCAUCCAAGAUCUCUACCAAAUAAUGGUACAAGUCUCAACCUACGACUCCGUCGGCCGGUCCAGCAGAGAAGUUCUCAUCAACGAAAUCAAAACCCUCUCCGACUCCCUUCGCACUGUUCACUCCUCCGCCUCUCCCCCAAACAACCUGCCUUCAGUGCCUCCAGAGCUUGUCGAAUAUGUCGAGCAUGGCCGUAACCCGGAUAUCUACACUAGAGAAUUCGUCGAGCUCGUGCGCCGUGGCAAUCAACUUAUGCGCGGCAAACUCAACGCCUUUGGAACCUUUCGCGACAUCUUGGCAGAGAAUAUCACCACGGCCAUGCCUGAGUUGCGCGACGAUGUGGCCCAGGUCGUCGAGGCCACCGGAGGCGUGCCACCUGGGAGGAGAAACGGUGAGCAGCCGCAACAGAAUGGCAAUGCUACCAACCACGCCUCGUCGUCUUCUGCUUGA
Molecule: messenger RNA, 504 nt
Organism: Fusarium mangiferae
Lineage: Eukaryota; Fungi; Ascomycota; Sordariomycetes; Hypocreales; Nectriaceae
Exons: 3
Coding region: 1-504 (167 amino acids)
Biological process (GO): regulation of transcription by RNA polymerase II
Cellular component (GO): mediator complex
Molecular function (GO): transcription coregulator activity
Source: RefSeq, a predicted model, not a curated record